AUGACUGGUGGAGACUCCCUGACAGAGGAUCUCAAUGUCUACUACAAUGCAGGCGACAUUGCCUGGAUGAUCACGGCCACGGCUUUGGUGCUUUUGAUGAUUCCCGGUGUUGGUUUCUUCUACUCUGGCCUUGCUCGACGCAAGUCAGCCCUGUCGCUCAUUUGGCUCUCCGUCGCGGCCACGGCCCUGAUUUCAUUCCAAUGGUUUUUCUGGGGGUAUUCCCUCACCUUCUCUCACACCGCUGGCAAAUUCAUCGGUGAUAUGGAAAACUUUGGCUUCCGCAAUGUCCUCGGCGCUCCCUCGGUUGGAUCCACCAAAAUUCCCGAUCUGAUGUUCGCAAUCUACCAGGGCAUGUUCGCUGCCAUCACCGUCGCUCUCGCCAUCGGAGCUGCUGCUGAACGUGGCCGCAUGUUACCCGCCAUGGUCUUUUCUUUCAUCUGGUCCACCGUCGUCUAUGAUCCGAUUGCAUGCUGGACGUGGAACGCCUCCGGUUGGGUGUUCAAGAUGGGCGGUCUUGACUUUGCUGGUGGCACUCCGGUGCACAUAUCCUCUGGUUCUGCGGCGCUGGCCUAUUCGUUGAUGCUCGGGAAGCGUCGUGGCCACGGGACUCAUGAAUUGAACUACCGCCCCCACAACGUCACCCACAUCGUUAUCGGCACCGUUUUCCUCUGGGUCGGUUGGUUCGGCUUCAACGCCGGCAGCGCUUUGGCUGCCAACCUCCGUGCAAUCAUGGCUGCGGUUGUUACCAACUUGGCUGCCAGUGUCGGGGGUCUCACUUGGUGCAUUCUGGACUAUCGUUUGGAGCGCAAGUGGUCGACCGUCGGCUUCUGCAGUGGUGUCAUUUCUGGCCUCGUGGCCAUUACGCCUGGUAGUGGUUUCGUCCCCGCGUGGGCCGCUAUCAUUUUCGGGGUCGUCGGUGGUGCUGCGUGCAACUAUGGCACCAAACUGAAGUUUCUCCUCCACAUCGAUGACUCGCUCGAUAUCUUCGCCAUUCACGGAAUUGGUGGUUUGGUUGGAGAUCUCUUGACUGGUCUCUUUGCUGCAGACUACAUUGCUCACCUUGACGGCUUCACCGAGAUUGAUGGUGGCUGGAUCAACCAGCACUACAUUCAGCUUGCCUACCAACUUUGCGAUGGUGUGACCGGUAUGGCCUAUUCGUUCACCGUCAGCUGCGUCAUUCUCUUCGUCCUCAACUUCAUUCCUGGCCUCCACCUUCGAGCCUCGGAACAGGAAGAAAUUUUGGGUAUGGAUGAUACUGAGAUCGGCGAGUUCGCAUACGACUAUGUAGAGCUGUCCCGAGAUGUCGUGAAUGCCCUCGAACAAGAAACUACCACUCCCGCCCAUCGCGAAUCGCCUAGCUCGGAUGGAGAAGUUCGCGAGGAGAAACCUGCCAAUCCCGCCAAUCCUACCACUCCUGCUUAA
Molecule: messenger RNA, 1422 nt
Organism: Rhinocladiella mackenziei CBS 650.93
Lineage: Eukaryota; Fungi; Ascomycota; Eurotiomycetes; Chaetothyriales; Herpotrichiellaceae
Exons: 3
Coding region: 1-1422 (473 amino acids)
Biological process (GO): ammonium transmembrane transport
Cellular component (GO): plasma membrane
Molecular function (GO): ammonium channel activity
Source: RefSeq, a predicted model, not a curated record